Molecule: messenger RNA, 17724 nt
Organism: Cryptotermes secundus
Lineage: Eukaryota; Metazoa; Arthropoda; Insecta; Blattodea; Kalotermitidae
Exons: 14
Coding region: 1-17595 (5864 amino acids)
Biological process (GO): cell fate commitment; regulation of transcription by RNA polymerase II
Cellular component (GO): cytoplasm; nucleus
Molecular function (GO): histone deacetylase binding; RNA polymerase II cis-regulatory region sequence-specific DNA binding; DNA-binding transcription factor activity
Source: RefSeq, a predicted model, not a curated record
AUGCCCGAGAUGUUUGGUUUGCCUGCUUGCCAGGGGUUGACAACAUCCGACAUGGUUACGUUACUUGGUAGACGUGUGGUCCAGGUGUGGAUAGACAGUGGCAGCGGGCUGGAUGGAGCACAUGAAGCCCGUGACCAUGGUGGUGAUGAUGAUGAUGAUGUGAGGGAGAAAUGUAUGCUGCUCCUGAAAGAACUGGUAUUACAGGCUGAUGAGGUAACUGAGCAGAGGCGAGAUGGUGUACGGCAGUUGGAGGGUGGUUCAUUGUGGUGCAGGCUGCCAUUCAGCAAGGUGUCUGAAGCCUUGAAAUUUUGUAAGAGCAGUACCAACAGUGCCUUGGCGAACAACAAGCAGUCCAACACAAAGCAAUACCCAUCAUGUGACAACCAUUGCUCAGCCACAGAUGAAUCAAAUUUGAUUCAGGGCCCAGCAGAUGACUGCCGAAUGAAAGAAACGGGUGCUUCCUCCAGCGUUCUGCUCUUGUACCCCUCUCCUCCUGACAGCUUUGCUGAAGAAUCCACCCCACCAUCUGUGUUCCAAGGUCACAAGACCAUGACUAUUGAGCCGUCACUGCCAGGUACUCCUGAUGAUAGUUCAGAAGAUUCGCCUUUGGGGGAAGGUGCUGUUACCCUAUUUACACCUUCUUCUACUAAAGUCCUAGGUUCUCCUUCUAUUGCAUCUGUAACCCCCUCUUCUUCAGACACUGUCCUAGAUCGCUUUUGUAUGCCUGCUUAUGCUAAAGCACCUUGCUCCAGUUCCUUAUUUCAGGAAGGCCACAAACAUGACCCAGCAGGUCCAUUAGUAAAGGCUGAACAGAAGCCACUGUGCCCUUCCACCACCGCAACAUUGCCUGCGCCACAGCGAUUCUUAUUUCAGUUGGAGCCUGUACAUCAGAUAAAAAUGUCUGAUGGGCAGAAGCUGUUUGCAUGUGACAUAUGCUCAAGUGUGUACCAACGUUGUUUCAGCCUAAAAAGACACUACUUGCGAUCUCAUAUCAAUCAUCGGUACCUUACCGAGCGUGAUAUCUCCAACUGUGGUAUCGUUGUUAGUGAGCGACUUGCCAAAGAAAACCCAACAGUUCCAUCUGUCGAAAAGAGAAAUGUUGCAUUGGGCAAGGACGUGGAUACAGUGCAAGAAUCUCGUGAGAGUGAAAUUAUGGCAAAUGACAUUAUGAACUCCAGCAGUGACAAAUGCUCAAAAGUAAAUCCAGUAGUAGAAAAUUGUGUGACUUUCCCAAAUUUAUACCGCUGUCAUUUGUGCAGCAUCUGCUUUGAUACUAAGGAUGAACUGAAAUAUCAUCUAUCCACCCACAAGCCUGCUUCAUUAGCUAGCAAGGAAAAAACUGCUUCUGACCCCAUGAAUGGUAACCAGCAAGCACAUAGCAAAUCACGUCCAGAUCUCAAAAAAGGGAGUAAAGAAAGGGACAGGUUACUGUCUGCCAGCAGCCAGGAGCUGUCUUCUUUUGUGCAGGUUUCUCUUAAUUAUGAUCAUUUGAUGUCUGACUCAGUGGUAGGACCAUCAAGACAGGUAGGAUUCAGUCACAUUUCAUCAGUUGCUUUACCUGAUCAGUCAAUGCCUGCAACACCAAGUCAUUCACCAAAGUGGGUAACAUCUAGCUUGCAAAAAUUAACAGCUAGCCAUUCAUCAAAAUUUGCAGUGCCUGGCCAGUCAUCAAAGACCUCAAAAUCUUCGAAACAUGUAACAUCUAACCGUUCUUCUAAACAUAACAUAUCCAGCCAUUCAUUUAAACCUGUAUCAUCUGUGCAUUUAUCUAUACCCUCUUUGUCUGACCAUUCAUCAAAGCUUUCUUCACCUGGUCAUUUAUUAAAACAACCACUCGUUCACCAUUCUUCAAGUUUUUCAUCACCUGAGUUCAUUUCUUCAGCAAUCACAAAGCUUACAAUCCCUGACCAAUUGGUAAGGCCUGUGAUGUCUAGUGAGCGUCAUACAACCAUUAGUCAUUUUCCAAAACCUACAUUAAAUGAGGGAUUAUUGAAAUAUUCCUCAUCUUCAGAGCGAGGUCAACAUUUAUGUCUGUACUGUGACAAGUCAUUCUCCACUCUGACUAUGCAGAAACGUCAUGUGGCCCGGAUUCAUCCUCAUGCACAGCUAUCCUCACAGAGCAAGACAUCACACCAUAAAUGUGCUUACUGCACCAAACCGGGUGGUACUUUCAGAGAGUUACCUCAUCUUGUUCAGCACCUGCUUGCCACCCAUCCAGACCUGUAUCAUGCUUGUACUACCUGCGAACUCAGGUUUGAUUGUAAGGAUGCUCUUGAUUGUCACAAAAUCGCUGUUCAUCACGGCGACUACAGGUGGAACUCAGUUUGCACAGCUUUACCUUUGCCUGCAUUAUCACACUCUGUGACACUGGAUGUCAGCGUUGCAGGAAAAUCAUCUCAGUCUUCUCCAGAGUUGUGUCGUGGGAGCAAGGUGAAAAAGUCUAGUGCAGGGGGUGUGGAUUUAUUGGGAUCAGAUGGACAGUUCCUGUACACCUGCAACGUGUGUCGUGAAGUGUUCAAUGAUUAUGUUGCAAAGUGUCGUCAUCACCGACAGGUUCACAAAGGAAAUCGAAGUCAAAAUUUGGUUGCUAGAGGUGUCAAGAGCCCCACUUCAGGGUCAGAUAGCAAGAGUCAAGGCCAUUUUGUGGUCCUUGAAAAGGGGUCAGUGGACCAAAUUCAAGAUACAACAAAUACUGAAGGUUGUGCAGAUGAACAGGAGGUGAAGUCAGACAUUCUAUGCAUAAAAUCUGUAAAUUCUAAUAUAUGCAGGGAGCCUGAGAGUGACAUUAAAACAGACAUUGAAUUGUCAUCUAAGAGUCACAGCCUUAAGAUAAAGGACCCUGCUUCAGAAACAGUAAGGGAAAUUCACCAAGCCAAUAAUCUGAGUGAAAACUCAGAAGCAGAAAAGCCAAAGAUUCUAACUGUUAAUGUUGCCAAGAGCAUGUCUGAAGCUGUUGCUCUUGCCCCUUUCACUUCUGUAUCUUCAGGGGAAGAAAUGGCCAGUUCUCCAAGAUCUCCACAUCUUCCUCCUGAGUCCACCUUUCUUGCUAACAGCAUAGAGCAAGUAGAUGAUAUCUCCAGUAGCGGAAAUAAGUGUAUUUCUGACUCCUUGGAGAUUAGUGACAGUGUUGUAUGUACUGGAAAUAAAAUUGGUUCUUGUGCAAAUAGUUGUGACCUCACAAUUCAAAUGGCGGAGUGUAGUAGUGAUGUUUUAGCAGGAGAAAAUGAUAAUUUUGUUCAGAAAAGUGGUUCAGGCUUUCAUGUAUUUGGGACUGCUGAUACUAAAACCACAGAUGACAGUGUUAUAAGUAAGGACUAUGUUUCAAAAAGUUCUUUAAAGUCUAUGUUUGAUGACAUUUCAGACCAAUCAGGGGAUAGUGUUGAUAUCAGUGUGACUGGAACUUCAAUGUGUUUAGAGCUAGGUUCUGAAAUUUCUCUGGUUGAUGCUUCGGACCAUGUGGAGACAAUUUCAGAGACUAAAUCUGUGGGUUGUAAGUUAGUAGUUGACUCCAGCUUAGGAUAUGAGUGUUCACCAGAGGUUGGAACACCUGAGUCUUUAGUAGACAGUUCUGAUCUUCCAGUAGCUGGUACGUUAUGCCAUUCUACAGCUUCUUUGGAAUCUUUAUUGGCAGGAACCCCAGCUUCACAUGGAACGAAUUCUACGUCUUUGGAGUCUGAAUGUUCCUCAUCUGGAAUUUCAGACUCUUUGAAAGCAUGUUCUGAUGUAUUACAGUCAGCAAGGCCAGACUCCAUGGAUAAUAACUCUUUAACAAAAACUAAAAAUUAUGCUAUGGCACCAGAAUGUGUGAAGGAAAGCUCUACAUGUGACCGAACCAAGAUUUCAGUUGUCACAGAAGAAAGUUGUGGUACUCGGUUAGACAUAAAUUGUACUAGGAAAAUCCCUGAGAUAUCAGGUCAUCUAGUAGCAAAGUCUAGAUCUUCUCCAGGUGAAACCUUUUCAGAUUGUACAGAAACUGACUGUAAACCUGCACCUGACGUAACUUCAAAUUCUUUGAUAGAAAUUUCUGGAACAGCGUUAACUAAAACAUCAGAUUUUCUGGAAACCAACGCUAAAUCUUCAUUAGGUAAAAUUUCAGAUAAUAUUGCACCUGUGAUAUAUGACAGUAAAGAUCCUGUAAACUCUCCUGUAGGCAUAAUUUUAAAUUCUUUGGAGCCUUCAUUGGAUCAGUCUUCAAAUCCUAAGACUGCAGAACUCCCAGAAGGAUCAUCUACUCUUCUGUUAAGUCAUUGUUCAAACUUUACAGAAGAGAUCUCAAAACAUCUGCUCACUAAUGACUUGGAUGCAUUGGAAGAAAAUGGUAAACUGUCUUCAAACUCCACUGAAGAAUGUUUAAAAUCUGCAUUCGCUGAUACCUUGCAUUCCAUUGAGCAGACCUCUAAUCAUUCGUGUAUGGAGGAAGACAUUUCUAAUCUUUCACCAGUUGAAGAAAGCUCUAAUCCUUCCGAAAUCAAGAUUUCAAAUUCUAUGGAAGUAUAUUCUGAUCAAAAGUUUUUGGAUCCAAGAGACACAGAGAACUGUAAAUUGUCAUUAGAUGUUGAAGAUGGUGUAGAAGGAACGUGUACACCUUCACUGGUUGAAACUUCAAGUACUGUAGAAGAAAGUUUAGGUUCUCUGCAGGUAGCUUCAGGCAAACCUCUGAUAGGUACAAAGAGAUAUGAAAUUUCUUUAACUAAGAGCAUUGAUUUUCUUGAUGAAAGUUUGAAAACUGAAUUGACUUCAGAUUCUAUGGAUGAAAACAUUCAGUCUCCUUUAAUUGAAAGUUUAGAAGAUAUCUCACAACCUUUAUUAACAGAAAGUUUGGAUUCUAUGGUGGAAAACACAAAAUCUGCAUCUACAGAAGGUUUGGAUUCUAUGGUGGAAAACUCAAAAUCUGCAUCUAUAGAAGGUUUGGAUUCUAUGAUGGAAAACUCAAAAUCUUCAUCUGUCAAAGGCUUAGAUUCUGUGAAGGAACAGACUUCAUCAACAGAAAUUCCAGAUCUCAGCAUGGAGAAUUCAGAAUCAACAGAAAGGUCAAAUUCCAUGGUGGAAAAUUUAAAAUCUGUGUUAAUGGAGAGUUCAUAUAUGGAAGAAAACUCAAAAUCCGUUUCAAUAGAAAAUUUAGAAUCUAUGGAGGAAAGUUCAGAAUCUUUAGAUUCUGUAGAGGAAGGAUCAGAGUCUGUAUCAUUGAAGGGUUUUGAUUCUGUGAAAGAAAGUCACAAACCUGCAUCGACAGAAAGUUUGAAUUGUUUAGCUUCAGAUUAUAAACCUGCAGUAACAGAAGGUUCUGAAUUUAUGGGGGAGAAUUUUAAGAAUGCCAUAUGUGAGAAUUUAGAAUUUUUGGAAGAAAAUCCACAGUGUUUGUUGCCAGAAAAAGUAUGUUCCAUGGAGACAGGCUCUAAAGAGCUGUUACAUGAAUCUUCAGAUAAUAUAGACUUGUGUUCUGAUGCUGUACCAGAGAGUUUAGAUGCUAUCAAAGCAGAGUUGAAACCUGCAUUAUCUGUAGCACAGAGUGGAUGUGAACCUGUUUCAAGCCGCAUCCUAAGAAGUAACUCCACACCUUUAAUAAAGAGUUUUGACCCUGCAGAAGAAAAUGACACUAUCCCUCUACAUGAGCGGUGGCUGCAAAGCAAAACUGAAGCUGCAGCAAACAGUCAAACUGCUGGAAGCAGUCGAGCGUUGCGGAGAAGCUCAGCACUUCCAGUGGCAAAACCAGUAGAACCUACAGCAGACGCAGAUGAUCAUCCCAAAGGAGAUAGUGAUCGUGUCUUAAGGAGCAGUGCUGCUCUUAAAAGUGACGAGCCCACAGUUGAUCAAGAAGUUACCUGCGAUAUGGAUUCAGGGCCUUCGAAGGCCCGUUCGAAGUCUACUAUGGCUGCAACACGUCGCACUCGUCUGCGUAAGUUCAGUCGGCGAGUGAGGGGAGAGCAAAUGCAAGAAGAACGGCGCAUGGAUCCAGAGACACUGUUUUAUUGCCGAAUUGCAGGAAACAUUCGGGACAACCUUCUACACCAUUUGGAUGGGAAGCUGGAACAUGAGGUAUCGGCAAUGUCACAAGGUCCGAACAAGGCAGACCUUUCUCAGCCCCAUACAUCUGUCACUACAACAAAUGAAGAGAAGCAUAACCACCAUGUUCACCAUAAAGCACCAUGGGAGAAAUUUAACUUUCCUAAGAAUUAUGAUGGCCGUUGUGGGGAGGGAGCAAUAUGUCUUGCAUCAUAUAUUAAGGAUAUGUCACACCUAGAUAUAUCUACACAGCUUACAAUGCGACAGAACUUGAAGCGCCUGAGUGCAGCCUCCAACACCAGCCGGAGUUCAGUAGAUAUACCAGUUGAAUUUUCAAAGGAUGAUGUGAUUAGCUUCUCUAGGGGAUUAUGCCUCAACGCUAAAGUGUGUGCAGACAGAAGGAGAUCACUACGUUCUGCAACAAAUCGUGGACGAGAUGCAUUGGCUGCAGCUCCAGGAGGUGCCGCAUCGACCUUCACUGGCAGUGUGUCCCUAAAACGUUGGUCCUCAGCUGAUGAUAUGGCAGCAGCUGGAUCUGUUGUGGAACUGAGUGGAGAGUGGGUACGGCCCCGGAGCUACAUUUGCGCAGCGUGUGGGGUCAUGUUUGAUGAUCUCUGGGAUCUGGAGGACCAUAAGUACAGCCAGCAUCCAAAUGUAUGGUGCACACAUUACGAGUUCGAGCAAGCAGCCCUCGAGCAGGUUACUGAUACCAGCAAGUCCCUGGGUGGAGGUAUCUCAUCAAAGAACUUAAGCCGUCGGUUCCUUUUGGUUCGUGAAGCUGCAGAAACCAUUCCACUGCCAGUACUGAACUCUGAAGUGAAGUGUACUAAGUGUGAGAGAGGAUUCAGCACAUUGCCAGACCUACACAGACAUAUUUUGGAAUGUGGGGGUGAUACCACAUGGAUGUUGCUUCCAAGUCCUAGUUCAAGUGGACGUCGUGCUAGAAAGUGGCGUCCUUUUGGCAGCAGGCGACGGCGGCAGCAAGGCAGCCAUCGCCGCGGAAUGAAACGCAACAUUCCGACCACACCAGUAAAGCAGUACUUCCGUGCUCGGCAUCGCAGUAUAGCAGGUGACAGUGACACUAUCCAGCGCAUGUUAGCAAACUUGCCAGCAAAGCGAUCAACACGGAGGGCGAUCCAGUUCUCAGAGGAUGAGAUUAAGACACGAAGCCAAGGCACAAUACACAGUAAUCGCCUCUUAAGGAAGAGAUAUAAGGUAUCAUUUGCAACUGCUAUGCUGCGGACAUCCCACAAGACUGGACACAAGGUGGUUCAUAGCCUACAAGUCAGGACACUCACUACAGAUUCAAGUGAUUCAGCCCCUAAGAAGUUUACAGUUCGUGCCCCAAAGAAACUGCCACCAGCUCCGUCAGUUAUAUCCACUGUUACAUCAGAUCAAACACCUCUUCCCAAACGGCAGCUGAUAAUGAAGAAACUGCCUUGGUCAAAAUCACAACCAGUGAACUCAGUUCCACAUUCCAAAUCUACAGACAGUGAAGUGCAGAGAAAAGCUAACAGAGGGGGCAGGUCCUUGUCCCCUGUUGCAAACAAAUCUGAGACUUUUCUUCUGAGUGGCUCAGAAGAAACCAAACAACCUUCUGUUCAUAAGAGCAGGGGUCGCAGUAAGAAGAAGCCAGUUUUAUCUCCAAGUGGUGAUGGACUUACUGAGCCGUCAAAUGAGAGUAGCAAGAAAAUUGCUGGGCCAGACAUAAGCAUGCAAGAAUUUGAUGUAGAUAUCAGCACCGUUGGCAGUACUGAGACUUCGAAUAUUCUUGCUGCAAUGCGCAUUGCCAUGUUAGAAGGUGUUAUCACUGAGACCCCACCAUUAGGAGCCAGCCCUAAGAAACUUAUCAAAAGAUUUUCUGUAAAGAAAGAUUCAUGUGUAGAAGAGAAUAAAAUAACACUGCAAGGCAAGCGAAAGAAAUUGCCCUCCAACCAACAAAAUUCCGUGAAGAAGAAAACAAAACUAAGUCAGUCAGAACUAGAAGAGCGAUUUCUUCGCAACAAGGGUUACACUCACCCAGAUGAGAUCACAGAUGAACCAAUUAUCUGCAAGGGUUGUGGCUUGCAAUUUGAUAAUGGUUCAGCAGAGUUGCGCCAUCGCAAGACUUGCAUUUAUGUCCCUCCUGAGGAGGAUGUUGGUUCCAUUGAAGUACAGGAUCUGCAUCCAUGUUUGCAUUGUUAUGUGCAGUUCCCCUCUGUAUCCACUCAGCUGAAGCACAUGCAGCAAUGCAAAGCUGCAGUGAAGAGUAACACUGAGGUGACAGAUGAACCAUUUACAGGUUUUAAGAAGACAGCAACUGCUAAAGCAAAAUCAAAGAAAAGGGAUAACUGCUGUAAUACAACUGUGGCUGGUAAAGAAGAUGUUGUGGAACCUCAGAAAAGCAUUCGGAGCUGCAGUGAAAAUUCAGUGAAGAUUGGAAGAACAAAAGCAAAACCUGGCUCAACAAAGACUAAACAAGAAAUUACCAAAAGAAAGACUGUCAUUGAUGGCCGCAUUAUAAAAGGGAAGAAAGUUGAUCUCACAGACAGUGUUGACAAUAGUCUUGAUGCAACUAAAAAGUGGCCGACCAGCACCAAGAACACCAGUAAUAGUGUAACAAAGAAGAAAGUUGACAACAUGGAAACUGUGAAUAUUAGUUCAGUUGAGAUGCCGAAAAAGAUUGGAAGAGAAAGUACGAACAGUAGUUCAGUUAGAACAAAGAAAAAACCUGAUAUCUUAAAAAAUGCCCGUAGCAGUUUGCUGGAAAGAAAAAAAAAACUUGAUGACAAAGAAAAUGCCAGUAGCGGUCUAUUAGGAACAAAACAGAAAUUGUAUAGCACUGAAAAUGUCAGCAGCAGUACAGUAGGAACAAAGAAGAAAGUUGAUAAAAUGGAAAAUGUCAAGAGUGGUCCAGGAAGAACAAAGAAGAAAAUGAAUGGCACAGAAAUUUGCAGUGGUGAUUCAGUAAGAACAAAAAAUAAACCUGAUAUUCACAAUAGGCCUGUCACAACAAAAAGAAAACUGGAUAGCGUAGAAAAUGCCAGCCCUGUGAUAACAGAGAAGAUGGUUGAUAGCCCAGAAAAUGCCAGCAGCAGUCUCUUGGAAUCAAAAAAGAAACUUGGUGAAUUAGAAGAUGCCAGUAGCAGUUCCGCUGGAAUAGUAGAAGGUAUUUGCUCUGCUUCUAUUGGAGCAAAGAACAUUAAGAACGCUGGCAAUGGUCCAGUUGUGUCAAAAAAGAAACAAGGUAACAUGCGAAGAACUGUCAGUAGCAGUCCGAUGGGAGCAAGGAAGAAACUUGGCAGAACAAGAAAUCACAGCCCAGGUGGAACAAAGAGAAAGCAUGAAAGUUCAGAAAAUAUGAGCAAUAUUCCAGCUGAAGUAGAGAAAAUACUUCCUGUCGCACAAAAUGACAGCAGUAGCCCAGUUGUAUGGCAGGAAUGCCUUGACCACACAGCAAGUGAAAGUCCAAAGAAACAGGUGGAAUGUGGCACUGAAAUUGUCAAUAAUAAUUCAGCAAAGACAAAGAAGAGAUCUGGCAGUGCAGGAUCUGCAAUUAGAAGUCAUUUCAGAAAAAGAAGCAGAUUGGAUAACACUAGGUCACCAGACAUAGUUUUGACUGGAGCAAAGAAGAAAUUUGACAACAUUGAUAUUCUGAAUGUAACAAAAAGUAAAUCUGGCAGCAGUGAAAGUGUGAGUAACAAUACAGAUGAAAGAAAACACAAAUGUUCCAGCACUGGAAAUGAGACUGGUAGUCCUGCUGCUAGUGAUGUAGAUGACAGAAUGCCAGAACUGCAGAAAGAAGAGCCUAUUGAGGACUUGAAGACCGAAACUCCAAGUCCCAAAGUAGAAGACCUCUGUGAUAUUCCAAUAUUGUCACCAGUGGGCUGUGAACUGCUGGCUGAAGACUGUGAAGAGAAGAACAGUGAUACUGACCUUAGUGAAAUGCUGAGGAAGGAUGUAAUGAAGGAGAAAGAAGAACAGCGAUUACCAGUUCAAGGUAAGAAACAUCCCAAGACCACAUCGAAAAAAAGUAAUGGAUUGAAACACGUUAGAACGACCAUGAAAAUAAGGAAACCAUCGGACCUUGUAAAGAUAAUGGAUGUUAGAUUUCAGAUUCCCCAAAUUCCAUUACAGAUUCAGCCAAGUGAACUGGAGACAUCUGUUGGCACGCCCUUAACAGUAGGUGAAGCAUGUGAUGUGAUUCCACUGGGGGAGGAUAAUGACGAUAAUAAACCUUUAGCAGAAUGCGUGAGUGCCCUUGUUACAUCAUCAGAGCGAUACACCACCAUGGAGAAACCUUUACAGAAGGUGAAGAAGGCAGCACCAUCAUCAAAGCAGCAGAAACGGAAACCUGUCAGACGCAGGAAUAGUACCAUAUUGUGGAACAAGAAAGGCAUAAAGGGAGCCACCAAAACAAAACCUCAGCUGACCGAAGAAGAUUCUAGUGAUGACUUGCUGCCAAUUUCAAAGCUGAAGGAAGUGAUUCAGAAGAAGGCUUUACCACUUGAGGAACUGAAUUCUAAUGGCACUGGAGCAUGUGAUACUAAUUCUUUGGUUGAGCAGAUGAAUUCAAGAGUUAAUGGAGGGUUGGAAUCUGAAAGUUUGGUUGAAGUAAAUCCUCCCACAGUCUCAAGACCAGAUGAGGCCUUGGAUUCUGAAAGUCUUGUUCAACAUAACACAAAGAAAUCACACAAGAUACCAGUUCAUGUUAGCUUAAAUGAGAAGAGUCUUGCAGUGCCUAGGAGAGGAACAGCAAAGACAGGGAAAAGAGGUAGGACUCAAUCCUGGGGUGAAGGUACAAAGAAAGUGAGUGACCAGUUUCAACCACAGGCUCGCCGAAAAGCCAGCCUCCCAUGUAGUCAUCUGGAAAUACCAGCAGCCGAGGGAGUCCUCACUAGUAUUCAGCAAGAUGUCAAAAAGGCAGUGAUUCCAAAGAGAAAAGCAAGGAAGUAUACUGAACAAGUGGAAUCUCAGGACAGUAUCCAAGUAGAAGACUUGAUAUCUCUUAGUAAUCAGGGAGAAAGAAAUGGUUUGUCUGUUAAGAGACAGGAAAUGGAAAGUGAAAGACAAGUCAUCACUAAGAGAAAAAGAAAAAUACAAGUUGAAGAAAUGCAGUUUGAAGAUGGAGACAGUGUGUACUGCCCUGUUAGCCACUUACAAGAUAGCACCUUGAGACAUGAAGACGAAGAGGACCAUUUGGUCAGCACAGAACAUAAAACAGACAUUUCAGAAGCCUGCGAAGAGGAAAUAUCCCCCUCUCUUCUGUGUGAAGAGGCAAGUGAUGCAGGUGAUGAAGAGUUGUUUGUGGCCAAGAGGAAGUUAGAGAGAGCACUGAAAGAAUUUGGAACCCAGUCCACAAUGGCUGCUUUUCCUGUUAGCCAGAUGUGUGAUACUGUGCCAUAUGUUCUAGAGGGUAAGAAAACAAACUACUUACUUAAUGAAGGACAUAAAACAAUUUUGAAUGUUGAUGAAAAAUAUAGAAAGGUAAAAGGCAAGAGAAAUUCUUUAAUUGGCAAGAAGUUGGGGAUUACUAAGACUAAAGCAAAAGGGCAGUUGAAGAAAAUCCGGUCUCAGUACAGAGAUGAUACUGGCCAGGCUCACUGGGCAAAGCAGAAAGGAGAAACAGACUAUUUAAUUGCUGAGGAGGUAGGGAGUGAAGGUACAAACUCUGUAAAGGGGGAAAUGCUGUCAGUUGCUAAUAGAAAAUCAAAACAACAGUUGGAGGAGUACAGAUCUAAAGAUGGAGAGGUUUCAGACUCUAAUAUGUAUGCGAGGCAAGAUUCAGGAUCUGUUGUUGGAAGGAUGGAAAAAGUGACCAUGACCGGUGAUGGUGAUCUGCAAGAUGUACAUGAUUUUAUAUGUGAAAAACAAGAGACUGAGAGACCACCAAGAGAAUCUGGUGAGGAGUCGAUACCGAGCUGCAGAGAGGUCACCAGUAUGUCAAUUUGUGAGGAAAUUAAGAUCAGAAGAAGAAGAAAGGAGGCAAAUUUGGCUGACAAGACUAGGAAGACAAGUCAUCUGAUUAAUGACAAAAAAGAAACACGCAUGAAAGAAAAAAAGAAAGCAAACUUUCAGACAAAUGAAGAAAAGGAAACUAAACAAAAGAUUAAACUUGUCAUUGGUAAGAGAAGAAGAAAGAAAAGCCCCACACUUGAUGAACAAGAACAGAUGUGCAGACUGAUAAGUGAGGAACAAGAGAAACGGAUAGCAAAUACUGACAGUGAAGAAACAGUUAUGCAUAUUCAGGACAAAGAGACUGGUGAUAAUGUGGAGACACAUGAGAUCAGCAGGAAGGAUGAGCUGAAUGGUAGGGUUAUUGAGGAAGAGGACAGAAGUGCCGACACAGGCAACAGAAUUGAUUUAAAUCAUGAGAUUGAAGAUACGAAUGCCAUGCCGUGCGUUGUGGAAGAAACAACAAAUACUUCAGUUGAUGAGACAGGCGACACAUCAAACCACUUGAAUACUGAGACAGAAGACUUAAGAACUUUGGUUUGUUUUAAAGGAGAUACAAAGUACUUGCUUGGGGAGAGAAAGUUAUGUACUCUGAUUGGUGAAAAAGAGGCAAGUCAGCCAACUGUUGAAAGUGAUAAAGGGUUGAUCAUUCAGGUGGAAAGAAUGGAUACUGUGGACAGUAUGGAGAUGAAUGUAGAUAAUGAGGAGUCUGGAGCCACUCUAACUAGUGAGCAGGAGGCAUUUAAUAGUGAUAUUUUUGGUGCAGAUUCUGUAUCUGGUGAUAAAGAUAUACCUGUUAGGAACAUACUUGCAGACUCCUUGGUUCAUCAGGAAGGUUGCUUAAAUGCUGUGAUAAUUGACGAAAGUUUGAGGAAUGAUGGGACUGAACAGGUGGGCUCUUUGUCAUCAACGAUCAACAUUGUAAGCAGUACAGAUGUAGAAGAUUCACAGAUGAAUGUGGAGAUACCCUUACGACAAGCCCGACGAACACGUUGUAAUACUUCAUAUGAAGAGCUGUACACAUGGUCAGAUGUUACAAGUGAGACUGAAGAAGAUAGUAGCCAGGAUCUUCCAAAUUCAAAUAUUAUGGCCACACUUUGCCAAGAUGCUGAUAUUUCAACGUACGAGGAAAUAGCAGCCAUGAUUGCAAACGGUGAAUACUUGUUUCCCUCUAACAGUAAGAAGAAGAAAAAGAAGAAAUUGCGCAACAAUAGCAGACAGUACAGAAAUGGACAUAUCAGGAGAAAUGGACGUAAGAAGCAGAAGUUGAGGCCCAAACUGAUGAAGAAAACAAGGCGAUCAGCAGUGCAUGAGUUUGUAGUUACAGACAUUGAGACAGGUCAAGAGGAAUCUCAGGAUAGUUGUGAGUCCAUUGUGUUGUCAGAAAUCAUGAAGGCAGAGCAUCCACCCAUGGGUACAGAUACACGCCCAAAGCACGCUGAUGUGAGCAUGAAGAAGAAGAGGGCAAGGACAUUGCAGUUGCCAGAGAGUAAGGAACAAGCAGUCAAUAAUGAGAAUGCACAAGUCUGUGAUAGUGACAGACCAAAACAGAAGCGGAAAAGCAGUGUGGGAUCCAUGUUUUUCUGCACGUUAUGCAACAAACACUACUCCACUAAUUACAACUUGAUGAAACACAAACUGUCACUCCUUCACAAGAGGUUAUCUGAGAGGGAUCAGCCCUCCACCCCUGUAGACAUGCAAAAAACAGAAUGCAAACAGUGGCACUCCUCUAUUCUUCAGAAUACAGAAUCCAAACAGACUUCUACUCCUGUUGAAGCUAAAUUGCCAAAUUCUGUUGUUAUUCAAGACACGGAGACUGAACUGUCUACCUCAGACAGUCAGAAUGCAGAACCACAGCCAUCUAGCUCUGUUAAUCACAGUGUGGGAACUGAACAGCAGUCAGGUUCUGUGAAUCAUGUGGAAGUGGAAGAGGUUUCUUCUUCUGUUCAGAACACCGAGUCUGAAAAAUCAUGCUCUUCUGUGAUGCAGGAUGUGGUGACUGAACCAUCUUGUUCUGCCAUAGUUCAAGAUCUAGAAGCUGAGCAUAUUCUUGUAUCUCAAAAGAUGGAAGUUGGAAAGUCUUCUGUGGUUUUAAGUGAAAACACAGAAUUUGAAGAAAUGUGUAGUGUGGUUAGGAAUGUAGGAAGUGAAGAAACUUGUGCUGUGGAUUCUGAAAGGACAUAUACUUUGAUGCAAAACAUGGACAUUGAACAGUUUUCAACAAAUUUGCCAGAUAAAGAGGUUGAUAGAUCUGUUACCUAUGUGGAGAAACCUUCUGCAGCAGAGAGAAACAGUGAGCGCGUCUUAGGAAGAAGCAGUUCGGUGCAGAAUUCACCUCUAGAUACAGUCCAACAGGGAACAAACCUAGUCGAGACAUCAUCAGGUACUGAAACUAGAAACGAGAUAGCAGCAGCUCUGUCAAACAGUGCUGCUGGUAUGUUGUGCGGUGAGCAAGUGGCUGUGUGGACAGAGCAUCAAGCAGAUGUCACUUCUGAUUGGCUGGGGAAAGAAAGGGACAUACAGCACAAUUCGACUGCAGCCAGUUGGCCAGCAUCAGUCGAGCAGAAGCAAGCUAGUUGGCUUGAAGGUCAGGUGGAUAACAACCAGUGGCUGUAUGCCAGCCAGUGGUCACAAGAAAUGGCUUGGGGUAGAGAGGCAAACCCAGAUAUGCAUUGGAAUGCAGAUUCCAGUCAGGAUGAUACCACAUUCUUCCAAUCAAAUUCUGCAAGCUUGGGCUCCAUACUAGAUUCUGUUAACCAGAUUCUGGACAAUGAGCGUUCUGCAGACAGGUUGCCAGCUGCUGAUGGAUAUCAGCCAUAUGUGGACCUGCUGCAGUCUGGAACUGAAGAUGUGGUUGCAGCUGGUGGACUGCGGGAGCUGCAGCAAGCCAUGGGAGCAACAGAUGAGGAGAUGGCUAUGCUGCAGCAGCUGGGAGAAGGAAGCUGGCCUGUGGAAGAUGCUGACAUCAUGGACCUAGACAACCAGAAGUCUGACAGUACCACACUCACUGGUGCCCCAACUUCAGCCACCAGUACGUCCACUAACACUCCAGCCAGUAGACUUGCGAAGCUUGUUGAAGGCACAGCAGGAAACAGGACCAGGAGUGAAGAGGAGGGGGGUGGCGCGUCUUCAGUCGCAAUGGCACAAUCAGCUGUGACGACCCGCGCACUCUCUCGUCGUGGUGGUUUACGUACUCAGGAUAUGCAACUAGCUUUGUACGAGAACAAAGAUAUGGUGUGUCCUGUGUGUAGCCGUAGGUUCCUUGGGCUCAACGCACUCAAAGCUCACCUUGCAGCAGCUCACAACAGUUCCACUCGCCACCGCACUCAGGCAGUCAUCAAGCGCCCACGCAUUGUUCCUAGCUCAGCAUCUGAUGGAAGUGGUGAACCAGCCCGUCAUGUCUGCAUAGUAUGCAAGGAACUUCUGCCUGACGAGCAGGGACUUGCUGACCACGUUGAGGUAGCUCAUGUUGAACGUCAGAACACUGGAGGCAAGCGUGUUGAUGGGAUGGGUGGCAGCAAACACAGUACUGCUGGUGGUGGAGAUGAAGGACUUCGCAGUCACAUGACUUCCGCACUUGGGGGCCUCCUGACACGGGCCCUUAACAACUUUCUGGGCAAGAAUCGAUCCCAGCCUUCACCCCCAGCUACUCAAGUUCCAAGUCCUAUCACUGGAUCUCUUGGUGGAAGUCAUAGCAGUAUGUUGCUUACACAGCCUGUAGCACAAUUACUGGGUCAUGGCCUCAAGGUGACAAAUCGGCGUCAUAGCAGUGGGCCUGUUGAUGAGCAACUAUUCAGUUGUAUUGACUGUGAUGAGAGGUUUACCAGUAAGAGCAACAGGAAUCGUCACGUAGCCAGAGCUCACCGUGGACAGCAGUAUCAUCGGUUAAGCACUGACAGCCCUCUAGAACUCACCAGAACAGCAUCCCCCCUCACGAGCCAUGAAAGCAUAGUAUCAGAGAUUGACACGGAUAAUCUGCCCCUGAGCAUCAGAAUUUCCAAUUUCAGUUCUGAGACAAGACCAACAGAUGGUGAACCUGGCAAGUCACAGUUGAUUGCUGCCAACAGUGUGAAUAGUGAGACAUCACCAAAGACAAAAAAGGAUCAUUCAAGCCAGAUGGGAGAAGGAUGCAGUGCAACCAUAUUGCAGGAGAUAGAUCAUAUGGUAGGAACUCCUUGCAACAGUGUGGGAGAAGAAGAACAAGAUAGAGAAAAGCUGACAGUUAAGAGGUCAACAUGCUUGGGAAAAAGGCAGGAUCGAGAACAAUUUGAAUAUUCCAAGACUCACUGGAGAAGCAGCUUGAAAGCCGACGUGUUCCGUCCAAGAUCAGAAAAUUCAGGCAGUGUGAGUGAUGAGGAUUCAAUUAAGGCAAAAGCUGUAGCAGCAUUGAGGGCUCUGAAUGCGCGAGACAGAAGGAUACGUAAUGGCCUUCCAGGUAGCAUUGGGGCUGCACUCUGGAGUGGUGUGUCUCGUAAGAAGUCCAGAGGACUCAACUCUGAUGACAGGUUUCGUUUCCCAUUGGUCCGGAAGACUCCUCCGUCCAUAAAUCGUUUUGCUUCAUUGGCAGAGAAGAAGAAAAAGAAUGUAUCGCGUAUGGUUAAGCUUGAGGCCAUGAGUUGGUCCAAAGAAAAUCCUGAAGAAGGGAGGAAGGAAUUACAAACCAUGCCUGCUAGUGCUGCCAGUCCAGUGUCAUACGAUGUAUAUGAGUUUCAGGAUGAAGUGGAACAAGCUCAGCAUCCAUCUGAACUUGGCUUGGCAGAGUUCAGGUUGAGGACACCUGUUGGGAAAAUUGCAUCACAGGACAAUGGAGCUGACACUGGACCAAUCAGUGAUGUGGAAGAGAGUAAGGUGGCAGAAUGGGAGAGUCUUCAGAGAGACCCCACAAGGAAAGCUGUUGACCCUCAGCCAUUUUCAGAACAGAAAGAAGAAAGGUGCACUCAUGAUAUACAGAAUGUUUUGGAGAAUACUAAGAAAAAGGUCCUUAAAUCACUGAAGCUCUCAGAACAAAACCCAAGACUUAAACACAAUCAUAUAAGUAGAAAACAUGAAAGCAGCAAAAAGAGACGGUGGCACCGUAUCAUUGUGGUAAGUGGAGAGGACACUUCUGACACAGAGACAGGGGUGGAGCCACAUGACAUUCGUAGCGUAGCCCUCGAUCAGAAGCUUGAUAAUCACAAGGACAGAGAGAAGUCUUUGAAUUUAGAACAUCGAAGUGAAGAGGGCAGAGGCUCCAAGAGGCGACACAUGAUGCCAUGUUUAUCAGGUGUUCUCGUAGAAGAUCGGCAACGUGGAAAGCGUUCAAAGAAAGCAAAACCACCCAGAAAUGGUUCAAAGCGAUCGACAAAGACGGAGCUCUUAAUGUCUGUAUUUGCCAAGUCCCGCCAGCGUAACAAUUCUGUUAACAACACAGUGGCUGCUACACAUUCAGUUCCUGCUAAAACUCCAUUUUGCAGCGCUUCUUUAUCUGAACCAUAUAGGAGUGUGGGGCCUUUUGGCAGUAUAGCUGGAGCUGAGAGCGAGUCUGAUUCAGGAUCUUUGGCAACAUCUGUCUCAGCAGGAAACUUGGCAAUUAGCAGUGAUGAUGAAAGAAUAGCAAGACAGACAAAGUCUCAGCCAAGGAAUCAGAAGAAGAGCAAGCAAAAGCCCACGGCUCUUUGAUGUUCUCCAAGGUAUGUAGAUGUCGAUAGGUACAGAAAAUUAUUCAUAUCUAAGUACUUUUGACAAGCUUGGUAAGGCAGUUACACUAAUAAUGUACAUUUAUCACAUUCGUGACUCCACUUAGUGUUG